AUGACUCUGGUAGUGCAUGGAGAACAUUCUGUGCUAGUUGAGAGACAAAACUUGUUGGGAUUCCAAUGCCCGAGCAAGUUGUUGGGAUUCCAAUCGGCUCAAGAGCAAAAGGACACUCACCUCAACCAGCUACCCAAGUGUUAUAUUCCCUCUCCUGCAUGUGAAGUAAAUUCAGUGCUUAAAAGGAUGAACAAGUGUGGCGAAAAGGCAGGGAACUUUGCUCAUGCAUUCCGAGAGCACGUGAGAUUGGGGCAGAACAUCACUGAAACAGUGAAAGGGAAGUUGAGGUUGGGGGCUAAAAUUCUUAAAGUAGGUGGGUUGGAGAAAUUCUUCAAGAAGUUAUUUAGUGUUUCAGAAGGAGAGAAACUGUUGAAGGCUUCCCAAUGCUAUUUAUCAACCACAGAUGGUGCAAUAGCAGGCCUCCUCUUUAUCUCCACCAACAGCAUUUCCUUUUGGAGUGAGAGAUCUAUCAAACUGCCCUCCCCAAAUGGAGAAUUGCUUAGACUCCACUAUAAGGUAUUAAUCCCACUCAAGAAGAUAAGGACAGUUGGGCUUUGUGAGAAUGUGAAGAAGCCAUCAACCAAGUACAUACAAAUAACUACGUGGGAUAAUUUUGACUUCUGGUUUAUGGGUUUCUUAAAUUAUCAGAAAGCUUUGAAAUAUCUUCAGCUGGCAAUUUCUCAAGCUUGAAAGAAUCAAAAGUCAUUUAAAUGAGUGUAACAA
This is a messenger RNA of Alnus glutinosa, 723 nucleotides long. Its product is annotated as GEM-like protein 7. The transcript is spliced from 4 exons. Lineage: Eukaryota; Viridiplantae; Streptophyta; Magnoliopsida; Fagales; Betulaceae. The record is from RefSeq and is a predicted model, not a curated record. The coding region runs from base 1 to 690 and encodes 229 amino acids.